AUGCCGAAAUCCUCCAAGGCCAGAUAUUCCACUCAGUUGAACAAGACUUGGACGACUUCUUCACAGCCAGCAUUGUCACCUCUGAAGAUCCAGUCUCAUGCCAACAAACAGGCCUAUGAACGUCGAGAACGCGAAUCCUUCCGACUAGUCAUCUUCUACGCAUCACACACUCCCCCGAAGAUCAUCAUUAUCGAUGACUGUCGCGCAUUUCCAAAGUUCUCCCUCGCAGAGCGUGCAGGCUAUCUUCUUCUCGUGGGAAUUUCUCCGUCUGAUGCUACAGAGGUCUACGACUGUCGAUACCGGUUCUGGACGGAAGUCUCUCUCGACACUGUCCUCUCCGUCAACUCGUCCCCAUGCCUUAUCAUUCGCCGCAACUCAGACAUCGUAUGCGAUAAUCUCCACGGCUGGAUCACGGAUAUUCAGGAGGCCGCUCGUUUGAGAAGUCCGGUGCUGUGGGAUAAUGUUGGAGCUGAACGGGCGAAGGUCUCUGCGUCAUACAAGUCCGGUUCACAUCGCACCAGCAAGAAGCGCAACCACACCGAGUUGGACGAUCUUUCGGAGACAGAGGACAACAUACUAAAGCGACUUCGUGGAGAACUCUCUACCCUACAUAUCCCCUCUGCGCUCGCCACCCAUGCCUGA
This is a messenger RNA of Stereum hirsutum FP-91666 SS1, 642 nucleotides long. RefSeq lists its product as uncharacterized. The record is from RefSeq and is a predicted model, not a curated record. Lineage: Eukaryota; Fungi; Basidiomycota; Agaricomycetes; Russulales; Stereaceae. Bases 1 to 642 code for a protein of 213 amino acids. The transcript has a single exon.